AGCUUUAUUAUCAGGAACUUUGAGGACGUACCAACGAGCAGGAUGCGAUGAUGAAGUGGUGAUACUGAAAUGUCCGCCAGGAACUAGCAUAUCCAUAGAAAUCGCUCAAUAUGGAAAAUCGACGCCAUCAAAAUCCCUCUGCAAGCCUAGAGCCACUCCUUCAGCCAUCUCAAGGUCGUCAUACAACUACAAUGUUUCCUGCUUGUGGCCCAACGCUAUCCAGACUGUCGUGGAGGCUUGCCAAAAGAAGCGCCAGUGCAAGUUCCAAACCAACCCGAAGACCUUUGGAGGCGACCCAUGUCCUGGAGUUAGAAAAUACGUCGAGGUAGCUUACAAGUGUCGACCAUACGAGUUUCGAAGUAAAGUGGCCUGUCAAAAUGAGCGAAUCCAGCUGAAGUGCAAUCCGAACUCGAGAGUGGCAGUCUAUAGCGCAAGUUUCGGAAGGACGGAAUAUGAGAGUAUUCAAUGUCCCCAACCACAAGGUGUUCCAGAAGAAACAUGUCUUGUCAGCUACGCCACUGAAACAGUUAUGCAACUUUGUCAUGGAAAGAGGAAUUGCGAUCUUUCAGCCGAUAUCAGCACGUUUGGAAGUCCCUGUAAACCCGAAUCCCGGAUGUAUUUGAAAGUUGUUUACACAUGCGUUCCAAGAAAAGUUUUAAAAGAACAGUACGAAGGUACCCUGGCGCCGGAUGAAGUUGAUGAAGAACCAUCAUCAGACGACGAAGAGGAUUUCGAUACUUACGACGCUGGAAACGAAUACAUCCGUGAAUCCGCAGCAUCUCCCCCUGCCCCCAAUAUAGAAGGCGUUGCCAAAGAUAAUUUUACCAAAGAUCUCGACGAUUUCAGUUCAAAAAGUCCCGCUCACAAAUCGAAUGGUUUAGAUUUUGUCUCAGGCUCCGCUCACCACACCCCUCGUUCCCGCUUUAACCCCUUCGUCCGAUUGCGACCACCCAAGCAGAAAACCAAAACUACCAAAGAUAUGCUCGGGGAUGAUGUUCCGGAUCCAAAUUGUACAAUAACGGUAUACGUUGGGACAGCGGGCCAGAAUGAGAAAACCACUGUUAUCGGAUUUGUUUCUGAGUGGAUUAACGCCUACACAUUCGUCUCACGUAAGUAUUUAUUUUAG
Psylliodes chrysocephalus is the source of this 1126-nucleotide messenger RNA. NCBI's taxonomy places the organism in Eukaryota, Metazoa, Arthropoda, Insecta, Coleoptera, Chrysomelidae. The record is from the annotation of a GenBank genome assembly.